AUGAAGUUCUCGGUUACCACCCUUGCCCUUCUGGGAGGAACGCUUCCUAUUGUUUUCAGCUCGCCCUCUCUCCAGAACAAUGCGCCAUCAAGCCAAUACUGUUCACGUCAUCCUCGUCACCAAAAGUGCGAAACAUCUUCGUCCCCGGUCAUAAGCAGCACAGAGGUGGCUACAAUAGCAACUUCAACGGCCGCGGUGACCACUACUCCCACCACUUCAAGCACUCCCGCACCGACUCCUCCAGCCAACUGCAGUGCUGGCUCUCUGCAGAUAACUGACUUGAUCUGGGUCAAUGUAUCGAGCAAUCUAGAUUGCCCCCUUGCAGUCGAUCCAGAAGGUCUCUGCUUCACCGGCAAACCAGUCCAACCUGCUGGAUACGGCCCUCCUGACUAUGUCUUUUUUACCGUGCGAAGCACCUUUACUAAUCGAUCAAGCUCCUGUAUUUACCAGAAUCCUGGAAGUGUGCCUGCCGGUGGUGAGCCCGGAAGAGCUGGGAUCACCAAAUGCAGUACCGGCGACCAGAGCUUCAUCUUUUCCUUUAGCGCGGGUGCCAGCAACGGAAUGGGAGGAAGUCAAACGGCAGAAUUGAGCGUGACAGACCUGUUGACAAAUUGCAACAUGCUGUCACGAAAGCUUCGCCCGAGGCUAUGCCAGACGUGUCGAGAUGACCUAUUGGCGCUUUUUGAAAAUGGCUUUGCAUCGUCUUCCACAUAUAAUGUCUACCGUCAGCGGAGCGCAUGGAGCGCUUUGCCUCGUCCACUGUACAGAGGCAAAGGUAUCCGCCCUUUCUCAAGCAAGCAUGCGUCUUCCAACUCCAAUGACGCUCCGAAGCCUCCGUCUGAUGCGGCCUCCACCGAUGCCGAAGUGGUUAGCCAGAUAUACCAUGCGCAGCUCGAGGCGAUCACACAACAACGCCGUAUGCCUAAGGUUGGUGAUCUUAACGAGCUUGGCCUGGAGUAUACUACGGAACGGCUAGAUGAAAUUGUGCACCAUCAGUGGGAAGCUGAGAAUGCUGCAGUGUUUGAAAGUCCAGAAGUUACAGCCAAGGCGACCCAAGGUACGCGACAGGUGAUGGAAAGAUAUGAGCAGGAUCUCGAGGCCUUAGGGAAAGGGAUCGAUGAAAGCUUUCGCGAUUCAUCUGAAACACCAGCUAUACUGCAAGAUGAAGGAAUAGCUGAAUUCCCGACGCAGGGUGAAGGAGAAUUCCUAACAGAUCUGCCAAACCCAGUGCAAGCUUUACGGAAUUCAGAUGCAUCUGUUGCUGAAGUGGUGAGAGCAGCCAGACAAAUGCAUGGAGAAUAUCUACCAGAAGGAGUCUUGUCGGAGAAUGAAUCUAAGACGUACUAUAGGCUUUAUGGAGAGCCCCUGGAGAGGGUGCCGGAAGGUAAAGAAAUAUAUCUUGACGAGGAGAGGGCACUCCACGAACUGCUAAAUCAAGAGGGAGAGACAGUUGCUUAUGAUAGGAAAGGCUCGGAGAGUGAUGUAAAUGAAGAGGACUCUCCGCCCAAUUCCGACAGGAACCAAUUGAAUCUCACCAAAUCUUACAAUCAGCGCGCACUGGAAGUAGCAGAGCAGAUUGGAGGUGAAUUCAGGCCAUACGAAGACAAUGCCGCUACAGAAGAAGAAGCUGUUGAAAGGGGGCACCCGCUGACCCUGGCUGGACGGUUCUCAACAUCGCCUCGAACGAUUUACUUGCCCCAGGAGUCCUUCGUCCAGCCCAUUCAGAAGAUGCUAUCGGAGUAUUCCAACAAUCACGUCAGAGAAAUGUGUGAGCGUGUCUUUGGUGGUCCAGGAUUACCCAACUCUCCAUUGACACCGCGUAUUGGUCGUACCCUCCCCCAGACGUCUAUCCCUCUCGACGCAUCGCAGCACGGUAUGGGACCGAUGGAAGCGAAUGCAUAUGUCUCGGCCAUUUGGCCAAGCACAUAUGCCGCCAUUACUAGCGUACUUGUGGAAACCCGGAAGAGACUGGGUUCACAAUGGCUGCGGGAUCUGUUGACCAAAGAGGGUGGAGCUUCGGUUCUCGAUGCUGGUGGAGGUGGUGUAGGUAUAUUGGCAUGGCGUGAUAUCAUCGCGGCUGAAUGGGAAGCACUGCAUUCCAGCGACGCAUCUCCACCACCAACUCCGCUGGGCAAAUCAACCGUGCUUGCCGGGGCAGACAGCCUACGCUACCGUGCUGCUAGUCUUCUUGGAAAUACCACUUUUCUACCACGGCUACCUGACUAUGUGCAUCUCCGCGAUAGAGCCACUCUGUCCGAUGAUAGACCUGCUGCUCAGCGGAAGCAAUUCGAUGUGAUUAUCGCUCCUCAUACUUUGUGGUCUCUCGGAGAAGAAUGGCAGCGAAAACACCAAGUGCAGAAUCUGUGGUCGCUCCUGAACCCUGACAGUGGAGUCCUCAUCCUCAUCGAGAAAGGAGUUCCCCGAGGGUUCGAAGUCAUUGCUGGUGCUAGAGAACUGCUCCUGAGCAGGUACAUUGCCACUGCAGACUCACCAAAUUACGAAACAAAGCUGGACUCGUCGGAUGAGGAUAGGCUCGUCCAGAAGGGAAAAGGGGUGAUUAUCGCGCCCUGUACGAAUCACGCUCCCUGUCCAAUGUAUCCUGUCCCUGGUGUCUCUCGCGGCAGGAAAGACUACUGCUCUUUUCAACAACGAUAUAUUCGGCCACCGUUUCUCCAACGUAUACUCGGUGCGAAGGAUCGUAACAGUGAUGAUGUUGAUUUCUCAUAUAUUGCUGUUCAGAAGGGUCGAGAUCUUCAAGACACUUCCAUCACUAACGGGCCAGUCACUCAAGGACAAGAUGCGACUGAUUCGGCCUUUGAAGGAUACGAGGAUGCCACAGAUCCGACAGAGACCGCACAGGUAAACGCUCUAACACUUCCUCGUCUUAUCUUACCUCCUCUUAAACGACCCGGCCACGUGACAGUCGAUCUAUGCACUCCAGCAGGCAAGAUCGACCGCUGGAUAAUCUCGAAAUCCUUCUCCAAAACCGCAUACCGCGAUGCAAGGAAGGCAUCAUGGGGUGAUCUCUGGGCACUUGGUGCUAAGACGAGAGUACCAAGGAAUCUGCAACUCGGCGGUGAGAAGUCGAAGAGGGGCAAGAGUCAGAAGGAGAGGUUGAUGAAUAAAGCCAGAAGUAUGGUCGAGGAGAUGAAGGAGGAGAAGCGGGCAGACCGAGCGAUGGAGGCAGAACUGGAGAGGUCUAUAGAUGCAGAGAGUCAAGCGAUUUUGGAGGCUGAAGAUGACGAUUUCGAUGCUGAUGCUGCUGAGAUUCUUAAGGAGAUCGAGCAGGAGAGGGAGCAGAAAAAGGUCGAGGCGAGAUCGCAAAGGGCAAAAUUGCGACAGAGGAGAGCUCCAUCUGCAAACCCGCUGCAAGAAGAGGAUGCUCCAAAGCCACAACCGUUUCAUCAAUCUGCCACAAACCACAUGUCGAACGACUCCGGCACCAACUCUUCAGGAGAGGAUGCAAGCUCUUUCGAAACCCCAGAGUCACUCUCCCCCUCCGACCUCGCCGCCCUCGCAGACUACGCAGCCGAAUCUCGUGCUGACCAGCUAAACAGCCAAUCCCUGUCCCGACUAUCGGGCCACUCAGCGAAGAUAAGGAUGCGGAGGGGGGAGAACAAAUUCGAAGAGCCCGAGAAGGAGAAAUGGAGGGCCGGGAUUGAGAGAAGGAAAGCUGAGGGGAGGGCUGAGAAGAAGGGAAGGAAUGGCAGGAGAUCAUUCAGAGAUCGUGGUACAUCAAGGUAG
Endocarpon pusillum Z07020 is the source of this 3744-nucleotide messenger RNA. RefSeq lists its product as uncharacterized. Gene Ontology annotation, cellular component: mitochondrial small ribosomal subunit. Bases 1 to 3744 code for a protein of 1247 amino acids. NCBI's taxonomy places the organism in Eukaryota, Fungi, Ascomycota, Eurotiomycetes, Verrucariales, Verrucariaceae. Gene Ontology annotation, molecular function: methyltransferase activity; structural constituent of ribosome. The record is from RefSeq and is a predicted model, not a curated record. Gene Ontology annotation, biological process: translation. The transcript has 2 exons.